GAGCUCAGCGCGCAGGCUCCGCAGUGACGUCACGGAGGCGCGACUGGGCCGGCGCUGGGGUAAGGAGCCUGCUGAGGGAUGCCCAAGAAGUUCCAGGGUGAGAACACCAAGUCGGCAGCGGCCCGGGCACGGAGGGCAGAGGCCAAGGCGGCCGCUGAUGCCAGGAAGCAGAAGGAGCUCGAGGAUGCCUACUGGAAGGACGACGACAAACACGUCAUGAGGAAGGAGCAGCGCAAGGUGCGUGCGCACCGAGCCCCCGUGGCCCCUAUGUCAAUGUGGGUGAAUAGCAAGAGGCGCCCCCAGCUCCCGUGGCCCACGUGCGCGUGGGUGAGCCUGUGGCCCCUAUGUCAAUACGGGUGAAUAGCAAGAGGCCCC
Messenger RNA from Sapajus apella (tufted capuchin), 375 nucleotides. It is a transcript of the gene CCDC124, whose product is annotated as coiled-coil domain containing 124. Gene Ontology annotation, cellular component: nucleus. Gene Ontology annotation, molecular function: transcription coactivator activity. Gene Ontology annotation, biological process: transcription by RNA polymerase II. The record is from RefSeq and is a predicted model, not a curated record. The transcript has 2 exons. The coding region runs from base 79 to 360 and encodes 93 amino acids. Lineage: Eukaryota; Metazoa; Chordata; Mammalia; Primates; Cebidae.